AGCAAAACAUAAACAUGGCUUACAUGGCCGUGCUAUGGAGCGUCUUCAUUCAUUGAUUUUAAUUUUAAUUAAGAUACUUAGGUUUUUGGAAUAAAGUUUUACUUAUAUAAUUAUUGCAACAAAUAAGAAUGUUUGGUUAAAAGAGUAGCGACGCAGUACAGUUUUUAUACUUUAAUUGGCAAUUUGGAGUCCAAGAUGGAGGGAAAGAAAAUAUCGUUUGGUUUUAUGAAAACAAAAAAAGCGGAGAAAGUUACAGUCGAAGACAAGAAAGAAUUCAUAGAAUGUGUUGAAGAGAAGUCGAUAAAAGUAAUUGGUGGUGAUGAAGUAAGAGAAAUUGCACCCUUAGUCAUACCAAUGAAACCAAAUACACUAAUAACAGCGGAAAAAAUGAAAAAAAUUGCUGAAGAAGUAGAAAGUGCCAUGAAUGAACCUGAGCCCGGCGAGAAACCUAUUGAAGAUAACAAACCUCAAGUAAAACCCUCAAAUGAGACAUUAGAUCAGAUGGCCGUGAGGGAAUUGUUAGAGGAAGCUAAGAAAGAGAAAAAGGAAGAAUCCCUGGAAUUGACAGUGGCAGUGCCAGCAAACCCAAUAAUGGCUGGGGAGAAAGAGUCUACCCUGGAGGACUAUGAGGCAGUACCUAUUCAAGAUUUUGGCAUGGCUAUGCUGCGUGGCAUGGGCUGGCAACCAAACAAAGACCAAUCCAAAUACAAACAACCUCAGCUUCGGCCAAAGGGACUGGGUUUAGGGGCCGAUAAAGUUGUAUCAGAGAACCAGAAGAAAAAGUCCACUAAGGAUAAUCAAGAAGAACUUUCUAUUGUCAAGAACUCCUAUGUGAAGAUAACCACUGGGAAACAUAGUGGAUAUUACGGAAAGGUUGUGAGUCUUGAUGAAGACAAUGGCCGAGUCAUGGUAGACAUUCCAGUCAAGAAGGAAACUGUCAGUAUGAGUGAAUUCAUGAUGCAUCCAGUCACUAAGUCAGAAUUUGAUAGAGAAUCCAAAGUUAUAAAUGCAGAUUCGUUUGAAGCAUAUAAAAAGAAUGAAAAAAUAUCCCAAAAGUCUUCUGGGAAUGAUUCUCCAAGAAUAGACAAAGAUGCUUCUUCGAGUAAGAAAGUAGAAAGGGACAAUAGGAAAGUCUCCAAAGAAGACAGGCAUAGAGAAAAAAGCAGCUCAAAUGGAAAGAGUAGAGAUAAGGAGAGAAAUAGACACAGGAGAGAUUCUUCUAGCAGUGAUGACAGAUCUAGCAGAAGGAGAAAGGAGAAGAGAUAUAGUAGCAAUGAUUCCCUAAGUUCACUUUCCGAUAAGGACAAAAGAAAACAUAAAAAACGUUAUAGCAGUAGUGACUCAGAUUCUUCAAGAAGGGAGAGAAGAAAGAAGACUCCAGAAGGAAAAAGGGAUAUUGAUAAGAAAAGAAAGGGAAAGAAAAAGAAGAGAGAUAGAGAUCGCUCACCUAACUACAAAAAGCAUAGGAAAUAAGUUUUAAAUGGAAAUACAUCUAUUGCGUAAGA
Amyelois transitella is the source of this 1505-nucleotide messenger RNA. RefSeq names its product peptidyl-prolyl cis-trans isomerase G. The record is from RefSeq and is a predicted model, not a curated record. Gene Ontology annotation, biological process: mRNA splicing, via spliceosome. The transcript is spliced from 6 exons. Gene Ontology annotation, cellular component: spliceosomal complex. Bases 196 to 1473 code for a protein of 425 amino acids. NCBI's taxonomy places the organism in Eukaryota, Metazoa, Arthropoda, Insecta, Lepidoptera, Pyralidae.